This is a messenger RNA of Arabidopsis thaliana (thale cress), 834 nucleotides long. Its product is annotated as Ribosomal protein L10 family protein. The record is from RefSeq and is marked reviewed. The coding region runs from base 33 to 695 and encodes 220 amino acids. Gene Ontology annotation, cellular component: chloroplast. Lineage: Eukaryota; Viridiplantae; Streptophyta; Magnoliopsida; Brassicales; Brassicaceae. The transcript has a single exon.
AGAAACAGUCUCCUCAUCUUCUGAGCAAAAAAAUGGAAGUGGCUCUUCUCUCCUUCUCUUCUUCCUUGUCUCCUCUCUGUCACCAGCGAAUCUCAACUCUCACACCCAAAACCUCGAAUUCCCCAAAUUACCCUCGCCUCCCGGUCAUCAGAUCCGCGGUGUCUCGUAACAAGAAGGAAGAGACUGUCGAAGCCGUCAAGUCUCACUUGGAGAACUGCCAUCUCCUCGCCGCCAUCAACUACAAAGGCCUCACCGUCAAGCAGUUUCAAGACCUCCGGAGAACUCUCCCCGACACUACAAAGCUCAUCGUCGCCAAGAACACUUUGGUCUUCAAAGCCAUUGAAGGCACCAAAUGGGAAGCUCUCAAGCCUUGUAUGAAAGGCAUGAACGCUUGGCUUUUCGUCCAGACCGAUGAAAUCCCUUCUGCUAUCAAACCCUACCGGAGCUUCCAGAAGGAACGCAAGCUUGAAAACAAUGACUUUGCCGGCGCUGUCUUCGAAGGUAAGUUCUACGCUCCUGACAAUUUCAAAGUCCUCGAGACCAUGCCCACUCGUGCUGAGGUCUACGCUAAGAUGCUCGGUGCUCUGCAAUCUCCGGCUAUUAAUCUCGUCACUACUUUACAAGCACCAGCAAGAGAGGUUAUAAUGGUGCUUAUGGCUUACAUUAAGAAGUUGGAAGAUGAGAGUAAUGCAUAGUUAAGCUUGUACUAAUCUUUUGGAGAAUGUAAUGUACGCAACAAAAGGCAAUUCAAUUUUUUGUUUAUGACUCUCUCAAGCACCAAUUGUUAUUACAGUGACUGAGUUUUAUUGAAAUGUUGUUUUUCGGAGUGCUCUC